AACUUCACAUUUUCGCAAGCUCGUGAGGAAGCUCAGCAGUGGGCUAGAAGGAAAGCCAGAUUUGAAUGUGGAUUUAAAAAAAGGAGAAGUGUAAAUUUUUGGGUUCAAUUCAGAGAAGAACUGCAGGAGGAUGGAGGCUGUAAAGGUUCUGCUGCCUGUGGUUCUCCUGCUGGUUUCUGUGGAGCAUUCAGAGUGUGUGCGGUGUUUCGCUGCUUUCAACACCACUACAGGUGAGUGUAGUGACGAGCUCGGUGAGGUGGAUAUGGACGACUGCUGUCACAACCCGCAAUACGGCUACCUGACAGAAGAGGGAGAGUGCCAGUUCUGUGGACUAAAUGUGUGGUCUCCCUGGUCAUCCUGGACAUUGUGCAACAACCUGUGUGGGGAGGGAGUGAGGCAGAGGCGCCGAACAUGCUUCGGCCUUAAAGAAUCAGGCUGCACAAACAUGAACGAUGUUCUGCACAUAGAACCUUGCAAUGGCACCUGCUGUGAUGUGAAGGCGUGGGACUCAUGGCUCCCCUGGUCACCCUGCUCUGUCACCUGUGGAGGAGUGGGAGUCAGGAAGAGACAGAGGACUUGUGGAAGUCCUCCUGAGUGCGUUGAGGUGUGCAGCGGCCCGUCCCAGGAAACAGAAUCAUGUGCAUCUAAUAAUGCCUGUCCAGUCCAUGGGGGAUGGUCCAGUUGGUCUGCUUGGGGUCAGUGCUCAGGUACUUGCAUUGAUGAUCAACGGUCUGAUGCCGUCAUACCGUCAAGAGUUCGUCAGCGUACCUGCUCCAACCCGGCUCCCUCCAAAGACACUAUACCAAAGGGUGAUGACUGCCCUGGAGAUGCCCAUCAGAGUCAGUAUUGCAGCGAGCUUCCCAAUUGUCCAGUGAAUGGAAACUGGGGGGAAUGGGCCCAGCCCGGGCCGUGCUCUGUGACCUGUGGGGAGGGUCUGCAACUCUCUGUGAGGAAAUGUGACAACCCCUCACCAAAAUAUGGUGGUGAAUAUUGUAAAGGCACAAGCAGCCGGACCAGCGUCUGUCAGAGUCCAUGUCCUGUCCAUGGGAUCUGGUCCGGGUGGUCCAACUGGGGGGACUGUUCAUCAUCCUGUCACUUCGAAAGCAAACCCGCGACUAAGACACGUCAACGCUCCUGUUCCAACCCGAGCCCUUCCUCAAACCCGCCGGGCCAGAAUUGCCCAGAUCAAAACAGUCAAACAGAAAGAUGCAAUGAUCUGCCCUUCUGUCCAGUGGAUGGCAGUUGGGGCUCUUGGUCAUCUUUCUCUCCCUGUCCUGUCACCUGUGGAGUGGGACUUCAGGAGUCAAUAAGGCGAUGCGACAACCCCGCUCCUAAAUAUGGUGGUCGCGCUUGUUCUGGAGAGAGACGUAUUACCAAAACUUGUUUUACUAAAGUCCACUGCCCAGUGCAUGGAGAAUGGACAGAAUGGUCUGAGUGGAGCAAGUGUAAAUAUCCAUUUGGUGACAAAGAUAUUAACUGCAAGAGAAUAGGUGGCAAACAGACUCGCAAUCGUGAAUGUGUUCGAGCUCAUAACGGCUCGUACUGCAGUGGAACCAAACUCUUGGAAUCACAAGUCUGCUAUGAUGUCGACAAAUGUCGCAACUUAAAAGGAACCUGGGAUGGCUGGGAGCCUUGGCGCUACUGUGUCCCUCAAUGUGGAGAAAACUCCAAACGGCUCCGAUUUAGGAAAUGCAAACCAGAUUACAGCAGCUACAGUCCUACUAUUGGUCGUCAGGGGGAUGAGGCACACUUCUCUGGAACACCGAAACCGGACUGUGGUCCGACGCCUGAUGGAGGGCCGAAAUAUGAGCAACAGAAGUGCCACAACCUUCCUCCCUGCCCUGAACCCUAACAGCUUCAACAGUGCCUUCAUCACCAGCUUUCUUUUCUUUUAAUAAUAGGCAUUAGUCAUGACCCAAAUGUUUUCGUUUUUGCUUCUUUUUUAGCUUUGCGUCAUUAGAUCAACAGGUCAGAAUGAAAUGAUUUUUUUUCUACAUUUAUUAAUGAGAAUGGUUGUAAUGUAACUGCCUUGCUAGAUGGGAGGUGACGUGUGCAAUUAGGUGUGUUUUGUCCAAGCCAUAAUGGAUGAAUAAAGUUCCUGAUGUUUAAGCUUA
This is a messenger RNA of Oryzias latipes (Japanese medaka), 2114 nucleotides long. RefSeq names its product properdin. The record is from RefSeq and is a predicted model, not a curated record. NCBI's taxonomy places the organism in Eukaryota, Metazoa, Chordata, Actinopteri, Beloniformes, Adrianichthyidae.